AUGUCGUCGAGUGGUGAAUUUUCGACUUUGUCGAGUGGUGAAGCCACCGGGACAGGCGACGACUCGUUGCCCAGCUCUCGGGAGGCUACCGCGGAAGCUGCGAAUUCCGGGGCCGGAUUCAUGCCGCUGCGCGAGUUCCUGGACAGAUUUUCGUUGCCCAGGGUGGUGAGGGUGGAAGGUGCCGGCGGUAGACCGAUAUUGUUGUACAAACAACAGCAGCGAUCGCUGAGAGUGACGGCUACAUUGUUGAUGCAUCGUUACCGCCACGAUGUGAAAGUUGGGCCUGAGAUUGUGAUUCCAGAGGGAUAUCCUGGCUGGUUCUCCGUUGUCUCGAGCAACAGUGGUACCGGAAGUGCCAGGGUGUAUCGAAGAGUAGGAGCGUUGGUUCGAGCCGGUGUUCCUGCCUUUCUGCUCGCUAAACCCCUGAGAGCUUACACGCUGACACACUCCAAGAUGGAGAACGGUAAUCUGAGGGCUCACUACACGAAAACGACGGUGCGUGCCGGGGAAGUUCUACGACUGGCCGCGGUUUUCCAGGACACGCGGAGAGCACCGGUCUCGAGCGGCAUUUCCGGUGUCGUUAGCGGCGUCCCGGAAGGCAAGAGUUCAAGGUCGUCGGAACGAGAUCAGUACGCGCAGUGCUUGGAUUCUCACGGGCACGAACUGUUCGCGCCGCUUUCAGCCAGAGGAGAAUUCUACGCCACCUGCCAGAGUGGAAGCCUCGAUACCGGAAGUGACGCUGUGCUCUACAGGGUUCAUCAGCUUGCCAGAAGAGACCUUCCUCUGAGGGUACGACUGGUUGCUGGACCUUUACCAAUACCAUUGCCACGAGAUUACAGUGGUUUGAUGCAAUUGGAAGGUGCGACAAGGGGUCCUAUAGUGUUAGGCUGCGCGGUACCUCUAAUGCCUGAGAGGCCUUUACCAAAUUCCACGGUCCCGGAACUCCUCGAGCUGGUUGCCACAGGACCAACGGCGCCUCGAGUCAAGAGGGCGCGGUUGGGGUGUCCUUCUGAAGCACGGUUGCUAGCGUCGCCAAAGAUGCAGCGAUUACUUUCAGCAUGCAGGAGAGCUUUAGACCAGAGGGCAACAGAACCACGCGUGGCGCCUCCGAAACCGCCCAGUAGCGGUGGUCAGUUGAAGGAGCUCCACCUGAAGGAGAUCAAGUCCAAGCCGGAGGCGAAACCGAUCCUUCAGAGUCUGAAAGAGGGCCUGGAGCACAUCAAGCGGACGACCAUCAGAGAUCGCAGCAACAGUCGAGCGAGUAGCAACAACCACAGCUUCCUCGACAGGAUCUCGAGGAUAGCACAGGGUGGCAGAAGCAGGAAUCCAGCGAAGAAGUCUGCCUCGUUCACGUUCGCGGUUCGCCCAGAAAUUGGCAUGAGGUCAGAGAGAUACGCCAGUUUGGAGUCGGAGACCAAUCUGUUGCAGGCCUCGCCUUCCUCGAGGCAGCAGGUCCAACGAUCGAUUUCCACCAGCGUGUUGGAGGUUCAGUCGCAGCACGAUCUCGAUCCGCCCUAUUCCAAGGUCAGAGACAGCCUAACGCCGCUGCCGCCGACUCCUCCGUCCAGGACGGAGGAGAUCUACGCCGAGAUCUGCGAACCGACGAACGCGAGCACUCCGGAGGAGAAACCUCCACCUGGAGGGAAGAACGGGACCAGAGAGAAGGACAGGGGUUACGUGAAACUCGCGCUGUCGCAGUCCGAGAUUUCCGACGUGAACGCUGGCGAGGAGGAGGAGGGAAUUUACAACACCGUCUGCUGA
Habropoda laboriosa is the source of this 1761-nucleotide messenger RNA. RefSeq lists its product as uncharacterized. The transcript is spliced from 5 exons. The record is from RefSeq and is a predicted model, not a curated record. NCBI's taxonomy places the organism in Eukaryota, Metazoa, Arthropoda, Insecta, Hymenoptera, Apidae. The coding region runs from base 1 to 1761 and encodes 586 amino acids.